AUGCUGAUCUCUCCGGCAAUCACCAUCCUAGACAGGGCCGUCGUUGAGCGGACAACCACAGGACGGCCCCUCAUCCGAGGGCUCGUCUCACAGCUACGCUCCGCCAUCCGUCGACCCCGCGGUUUCUUCCUCACCCGGCCGCUCGGCAUCGUCUGGACUCUGUACGCGGCAACCUACGUCACCGCCAACGCCGCGACGACCGUGGCCGAGAGAUACGAAGGCGCCGCUGCCGUGGGCACCGCCACCUUCGCCUCCACCCUGCUCGUCAACGUUCCCCUCGGCGUAUGGAAAGACCUGCGCUUCGCCGAGAUCUUUGGUUCCGGGGCAUCUCUCGAGGCGGGCAAGGCGGUGACGACGACGACGGCACCCCGGGGCCUCCCCAGGGCCGCGACGGCGACGUUCCUCCUCAGAGAUGCCGUGACCAUCUUCGGCUCCUUCACGCUGCCGGGCUGGGUGUCGUCGACCAUCCCAGACUCCGUGAUGGUGUCCUCGCACGCCAAGACGACCAUCACGCAGCUGACAGUCCCCGUCUUGUCGCAGCUGGUGGCCUCGCCGAUCCACCUCAUCGCGCUGGACUACUACGAGAGGCAGACACGGUUGCCGUUCUCCGACAGGGUGGCCCGGACGCGGGGGCAUGUGCCGUCGACGGUUGUCAUGCGUUGCGUCAGGAUCAUACCGGCGUUUGGCAUCGGCUCCAGCGCCCGCGGUCUCGUAUACGGUGUCUUCCAGCAGCGACAAUCUUUUGACUGCCUGCUCGCCGCGUGCGUUAACCCCGGCUUUGGUAGCGGCGUCGAGACGUGGAAUACAGUUUUCUGGAUCGCCACCCGCAUUUCCAUCGCCGUCGGCCUCAUCCGCAUCUGCUUCCCCGAGUCCAAGCAGCUCCUCGAGGCCAAGACGCAUCAUGUCAAGAACACGGCCUCCCUCUGUCCCACUUAG
This is a messenger RNA of Colletotrichum higginsianum IMI 349063, 936 nucleotides long. RefSeq names its product major facilitator superfamily transporter. NCBI's taxonomy places the organism in Eukaryota, Fungi, Ascomycota, Sordariomycetes, Glomerellales, Glomerellaceae. The transcript has 3 exons. Bases 1 to 936 code for a protein of 311 amino acids. Gene Ontology annotation, cellular component: mitochondrion. The record is from RefSeq and is a predicted model, not a curated record.